AUGCAGUUUGUACGAAAGGCCGAAGAGGCCCUGACUGGCAAGAAGAGCGAGUCGCACGAGUCGACCGAGUCUUCUAACCAUGGACCUCACAAGUCAAACUUGGCUAACAAGCUUGACCCCCGUGUCGACAGUGACCGAGACAACCGUGCUGCACACACUGAUGCUACUGGCCUUGGAGCCACCCAUGGCACAACCCAUGGCACAACCCCUGCUACAGGCACACAUAGCUCGGCCCUAGGCUCAGGAACCACUCACGGCACCACUAGCACCAACGCAGGUCCUCACGACUCCAACAUCGCCAAUAAGGCUGACCCCCGCGUCGACUCUGACCGCGACAACCGUGCUCGCCACGAAGGUCUCACUGGUGCUGGCACUACACACGGUACCUCUGGCGUGACUGGCACCGGUGCUGGUCUUGGAUCUACUCAUGGCACAACCGGCACUCACAGCUCGACUCUGGGCUCUGGAACCACUCACGGCACCACUGGCAGCACCAACGCAGGUCCUCACGACUCCAACAUCGCCAACAAGCUCGACCCCCGCGUCGACUCUGACCGCGACAACCGUGCUCGCCACGAAGGUCUCACUGGUGCUGGCACUACACACGGUACCUCUGGUGUGGCUGGCACCGGUGCUGGUCUUGGAUCUACUCAUGGCACAACCGGCACUCACAGCUCGACUCUGGGCUCUGGAACCACUCACGGCACCACUAGCACCAAUGCCGGUCCUCACGACUCUAACAUCGCCAAUAAGGCUGACCCCCGCGUCGACUCUGACCGCGACAACCGUGCUCGCCAUGAAGGUCUGACCGGCGCUGGUCUUGGAUCCACUCACAGCACCACUGGAAGCACCAAUGCCGGUCCUCACGACUCCAACAUCGCCAACAAGCUCGACCCCCGCGUUGACUCGGACCGUGACAGCCGUGCUCAGCACGCAGGUCUCUCUGGCGCUGGCACCGGUGCCGGUGCCGGUCUUGGAUCUACUCACCACACCACCGCUACAGGCACCCAUGGCUCAACCUUGGGCUCUGGAACUGGCGCUACCCACAACACUAUCCAGGAGCAGCCUGUGUACACUACCGGCGGUCCCAUUCCGACCCCUGGUAGCAGCAGCACCAACGCUGGACCUCACAGCUCCAACAUUGCCAACAAGCUCGACCCCCGUGUUGACUCGGACCGUGACAGCAGUGCUCAGCAUACCUCUGGUCUCGCUGGUUCUACUACCCACGGCACCCACACCCGUGGUGUUCCUCAUAGCCCAGCACUUGGUGGCUCUGGUCUGAACACCGCUGGUCAUCAGGAUGCUCUUGCUGGUAGCAGUUACAAUACUCCUGCCACCGGUACUACUACUGGUGCUACUGGUACCACUGGUCCUCACAGUUCAAGCAUUGCCAACAAGCUUGAUCCCCGUGUCGACUCGGAUGUUACCCGUGCUGAGAACGAGGCCCUUCACCGUCAGAUCUAG
Penicillium coprophilum is the source of this 1464-nucleotide messenger RNA. RefSeq lists its product as uncharacterized. Lineage: Eukaryota; Fungi; Ascomycota; Eurotiomycetes; Eurotiales; Aspergillaceae. The coding region runs from base 1 to 1464 and encodes 487 amino acids. The record is from RefSeq and is a predicted model, not a curated record. The transcript has 2 exons.